Diaporthe batatas is the source of this 2347-nucleotide messenger RNA. RefSeq lists its product as uncharacterized. The coding region runs from base 379 to 2172 and encodes 597 amino acids. The transcript has 2 exons. Lineage: Eukaryota; Fungi; Ascomycota; Sordariomycetes; Diaporthales; Diaporthaceae. Gene Ontology annotation, cellular component: mitochondrion. Gene Ontology annotation, biological process: glycerol metabolic process; glycerol-3-phosphate biosynthetic process; triglyceride metabolic process. Gene Ontology annotation, molecular function: glycerol kinase activity. The record is from RefSeq and is a predicted model, not a curated record.
AGCAUGAUAACCGUUCCUCUCUAUCCCCCCUGUCUUAAUAAUUCCCUUCCCAAAGACCCAAGACACUUGUCCAGAUUCUUUGUGAAGGCCAUCAGACAUAUCUCCCAACUCUCAUAUCCGAGUCGACAAGACAGACCACGACAACUUCUCUCCUGCUAGGCCAAAGGGCUGCCUGCCACACCACAUCUCGUGCCGUGCCCCUGCCGUACCCGUACCCGUACCUACUACACCUACCCCCACGCACGCAGCCCAGUCCCCAAACUCGUGCCCCAACGGGCCAGCCUUUCUCCUGCUUGGUACAACCAAGCCACAUUCCUCAUCACAAGACCAAGCCUUAGCCCGAGCCUUAGCUCCAGCCGCUCUGUGCCGUCGCCCAAGAUGCUUACCACCGCCGUAAAACAAGCAAACCGCAAUGUCGCCCGUCGUGACUCCAAGAGGUUUCACUUCGGCCACGAAGUAGGCACAAUCAGUCUCGAGGGCACUCCCAUCGACGAGAAGUCAGAUGCCAUCUCUGUCGACUACAUUGAGUGCCGUGAAGAGCCAGAUACCCCUGCUGGCAGACAGCCAGGCCAGAUGCACCAUGACUACCUCCCCAGGGGGAUCGACUCGACCGAGGUGGAGAAGAAGGAGCAUUGGUUCGUCGGCGCUGUCGACCAGGGUACCACCUCCUCCAGGUUCCUCAUCUUCAACGAGAAGGGUGAGCCUGUUGCCAACCACCAGAUCGAGUUCGACAACCUGUACCCCCAGUCUGGAUGGCACGAGCAUGACCCCAUCGAGCUCCUCACCUCUGUUGAGGAGUGCAUAGAGGGCGCCAUGAAGCAGUUCAACGAGAAGGGUCAUACUGCCAAGGAGAUCAAGUCGAUAGGAAUCACCAACCAGCGUGAGACAACCGUGGUCUGGGACAAGACCACCGGUGAGCCCCUUCACAACGCCAUUGUCUGGCCAGACACCAGAACCGCGCACCUUGUGCGCGAGCUCAAGAGCCAGCCUGGCGCCGACGACCUGACCGAGAUUUGCGGCCUGCCCCUGAGCACCUACCCAUCCAGCGUCAAGCUGCUGUGGCUCAUUGAGAACAUCCCCGCUGUCAAGGCCGCAUAUGAGGAGAGCCGCUUGGCUUUCGGAACCGUCGACUCUUGGCUCAUCUACAGGCUCAACGGCGGCGCUGACGCCGAGAAGCCUGUUCACGUCACCGACACCACCAACGCCUCCCGCACCAUGUUUAUGAACCUUCGCACCACAAAGUAUGACCUGAAGUCGCUCGACUUCUUCGGCAUCGACCCCAACAAGUGCGCUCUGCCCGACAUUGUGCCCUCCUCGGAUGACAAGGCCUAUGGCAAGCUUGCCAGGGGUUCCCUCGCUGGUGUCCCCAUUGCCGGCUGCCUGGGUGACCAGUCCAGUGCCCUCGUCGGACAGUGUGGCUUCGAGCCUGGCCAGGCCAAGAACACAUACGGCACCGGCUGCUUCCUCCUCUACAACGUCGGUACCGAGCCCGUCAUUUCCAAGCAUGGCCUGCUGGCGACCGUCGCAUACGACUUCGGUAAGGGCCACCCACCAGUGUAUGCCCUGGAGGGUAGCGUCGCCGUCGCUGGUGCUGGUGUCAAGUACCUCAUCAACAACAUGGGUUUCUUCGACAAGUCAGAAGAGAUUGAGGCGGUGGCUACCAGUGUUGAAGACAACGGUGGUGUCGUCUUCGUCACCGCUUUCAGUGGGCUGUUCGCACCCUACUGGAUCGACGAUGCCAAGGGAACCAUCUUUGGCAUGACCCAGCACACCAAGAAGGGCCACAUCGCUCGCGCCACCCUCGAGGCCACAUGCUACCAGAACCAGGCCAUCCUCCAGGCCAUGGAGUUGGACAGCGGCAAGAAGCUGCAGGUCAUCUCCGUCGACGGUGGUCUUUCCAACUCGGACCUCUGCAUGCAGACUCAGGCCAACAUCAGCGGCAUCCCCGUUGACAGGCCAGCCAUGCGGGAGACUACAGCCCUCGGUGCUGCCAUCGCCGCCGGUCUCGCCACGGGUGUGUGGGCCGAGCUGAACGACCUGAGCGAGGUCAACCGGCAGGGAAGAGUGCAGUUCGAGCCCCAGAUUAGCGAGGAAAAGAGGACCAAGAUGUUCAAGAAGUGGGAGCAGGCCGUGGAGAUGAGCCGUGGCUGGGUCACGGACGACUGCGAAUGAGCUAGCCGCUCCCACACCUGGAAGCGUCGGGGGGUGCCUUGAGCGUCUCCAGUAAAAUAAUGUCUCUCUUCCUUCGGUUGAUUUGGGCUGGUUUGGGAAUAAGCGUGUUGGUCUUCUUUAUUAUUGAAUCGCGAUACCAGGGACACGAUGGUGUUUGGAAUGGUUUGGAGUCUUC